Molecule: messenger RNA, 474 nt
Organism: Parastagonospora nodorum SN15
Lineage: Eukaryota; Fungi; Ascomycota; Dothideomycetes; Pleosporales; Phaeosphaeriaceae
Exons: 2
Coding region: 1-474 (157 amino acids)
Source: RefSeq, a predicted model, not a curated record
AUGUCAACCAACAAGGAGUUCACCUUCCGUGCUCGCCGUCUCGAGAGCGAAUCGGCCACUCUGCUCGAAACUUAUGGAGAGCGCGACAUUAAACAGUUCUACCGAUACAACUUGCCGAAAAUGCACGACCACCACCCAGAUCUCGUCGAAGCCAACUACGACUUCGGCCCCAUGAUUGAGGAUGCCGCCCGCCUGAACGAGAAAAUCGACAUGUUCGACAGCAACCCAGCCCUGCUCGACCAGGUGAUCUUCGGCGUGCAGUUCCCAGCUCUCUGCCACCCAGGCGUUGCAGAUUUCGUCGACGACAGGAAGCUCAUCGCUCUUCUCCUCGUCCGCCACUUUAAGAACCAUGGCGGCCUCGUGCUGCCGCCGCUCGAUGACGCGCAGCCGCUUUCUGAAGAGCACGCUGAGCGCCUGACACGACACAUGGCUGCUGGGGGCCGAUAUGUCCCUAUGCAUUACCCCAAUUGGUAA